GAAUGGCUGUCAGUGGCUGUUGGGCGCGCGCGUGCGCGGCGGCUGUUGGCGGUAGAGCGCGGCUUCUCUGUCCCCACCUGCGUGAGGGCGGGCGUGGGGGCUCGGCCCUGCCUUGCUGAAGGCCUUUCCUACGGCCCGUUUUUGUUGUAGUUGUUGCUACGGUGUGAGCGGCUGGUAGGCCGAGCUCGAGGACUUGCCUGGGUGGCUGCUCACGUGGUUAAUGUGCUGCUGUGAGUGUUGCCCCAUUAUAUUGUGUCUUAGUUCCUGAAGCCUGUCAUGCAUUAGUGUACUAGAGUGCUAUGAUUUAUCCUUAGCUUUUACAGUCCAGUUGUAGGAGUGCUUAUUUAAGCUGCUGCUUGGUGCUGGAGGCUGAGAUGUUGUGCUUAGUGCAAGUGGUUCUCAACUGUGCAGUGCUUCCCCCCUGUGUAAUCCUUCUGUCUGUAAAGGGGAGAGGGAUUUAGAAAAGUGAUGAAAAAAGUGACUUCAUUUCUUAAUUUCAGACUCCUGUUCAAGUGCAGGUUUUUUCAAGAGUCUGCCUUAAUAGUAUGCUCUGGUAGUCAGCUGGCUAGCAACUGCUUGGUGUUUCCUCUGGAUGGAUACUGUGCAGAUGGCAUGUGCCAGAUGAAGGGCUCCUGGUCUGCAGAAAAGUUUAAGCCACAGGCAAUGAAAAGAUGAUAGGUGUCAAAGCCAAAGCUUUUCUUCUGGUAAGCAUGUUCCUGACUGCCCCCAGCUGGAGAGACCAUGUGGAGACCUGCAGUCUACUCAUCCUCUAGCCCUGUCCAGCCCAGUGCUAGGAAAUAGCACAGAGGCUUUGUGCCUUGUGGCUUUGCUAACAGCAACAAGAGGUAGGCUGAAGGGCAGAAUCUCCACUGGGGUGGGGGGAAGAUAGCUUGGGAGCGGGGCAAUGAGAGUUGUGAGGUAUGUGUAGUUAUACAUGUGAGUUAAUCUUUUGAACUAUAUUCUUCUGGCUGAUUGUGGUUUUGGAGAAAUGAAGGCUGUUCAGAUAUGGAGAUGCCAUGUAUUUGUGUGAAUAAAAUAACUCUUUUAAGAGCCCUUUCUGCCUGUAGCUUUUGGCACCUCAAAAAUUUAUGUACCUUCUAGUCCUGCUUGAUUCCUAUUGCCUUGCUACUCAUUCAGUGGUUCCCCUAUACCUUCUCUCUGUCCCUUCAACCUUUCUUUUUUUCCCUGGGGAGUUGUAGUGUAGAGAUAAAGGCAGGAAGUUCAACCUGUGCUGUUUUUUUCUCCCACAAGAAAGAAACUGCAAGUUACACCUUGCAGCUUCUAGGUAUUUUGCCCUUCUUCCUUCCCAAACCAAUGUAUUCAUUUUCAGUCUUAAAGAUAAGAGCUGCCAGCAGCUGCGACUAUUGCUGGGGUAAUAAACCUGUCUCAAGGGAGCAGAAAAGUAACUAGGAAGCUUAAUCUCAUGGAAACUUCUUUAAGCAAGGCAUGAUGAGUAAGUUUUUGUUUAUCACAGGAGCAAAUAUGGUAUUGCUUACAAAGGCUGACAGCUGUGAGGUUAAUCUGAAUGUGUUGGAGCAAUUGACUGCAUAAUUGCUGACGAGAAAUACAGUUGUGAGUCUAGUCAUCAAGUGAUUAAAUAGAAUUUAAAAAGUGAUUCUGAAUAAGUUCUUUGCCUUUUGUUUUUGAGCUUUGUUACAGAUGUUUUCAGACUUGUGCUUGAAACUUAAGAAAGGCAGAAUUCUUUUGUGACUUUAGUUUUCAAAACAGAUGUCUUGAGUCUGAUAUCACAAGAGCUAGUGACUAUAUACGUCUAUGCAGUGUCAUACACGUCAGACUCACAGAAGUCAAGGAAGACUGACGUAUAUCCUGGACAUCAUAAAAUAAGUCAUCAAGGUGUGCAGUGUGUUAAUGUGUUCUAGUUAAAAGUAAAAAUAAUUCUCAAUAUAUUUGUCCUUAAAAUAUUUAUUGCAGAUGAUGGAUGGAUGAGAAAAGUCCUUAUUAAGUAUUUCUAGGCUGUCUGGAUACUCUGUAAGGAAACAGCAUCAGUGAGAAAAGUAAUACUGUUCAGUAGUGAUGUCCUGUCAAGAGCAUAGAUGUUCUUUGUAAGUCAGAAAAAUAUUACAUGAAAGAAUGUAAAUAUUCUCAGAUACAGAAGUAUGUGGUAAGUGUAGGAUAAGAAUAGGACUGAUUCCUAUCUUUUCUAAAGAUGCACAGAACAAACUAUACUGCUAAAAGUGUAAACAGGAAACUGCAUUUCUGGCAAGGAGCUUGGCAAGUAGAAGCUGAUUUAUGUGCUUCCUUAUGCAGCAUUUCUUAUAAUGUAGCUCUAGCUGCGCAGUGUAAUUAGAAUUGCCUCAAAACAGCUCCCUACUUGUAGGGAGAGUAUCUCUAAAUAGUUUAGGAGCCUAACCAGGGCUAUUUCCACUCUUCAGAGUACUUUGUAGCAUCUUCCCAGUUGGUACCUGCUCAGAAAUAAGCUUUCUGUUUCUGUCAUGGGUCAGAUGCACAGCUUGUGCUAGUUGCAUUGAAGGCUCUAUGUAAACAGCUUCUAUACAACAAAGACAGGUUUGAAUUGUCAGGUUACCUGUGCACAUGCUUGCAGUAGUCCCAGUAUGGCUUUAUGCAAUUCAGAGGAUGGCAAAUUGUAAGGAAAUUGAAUUGUCCUCCAACUCUAUUUCUAGCAAGAGUAAUAUGCCUUAUUGAAGGUGACAAGAUUGAAUGAAUUUCCCAUAAACUCUAAAUUUAAUUUAAUCUCAGAUUGAUAAAUUGUAACUUAGUGAAUGGGAAUUCCAUUUAUUAAGAAGUGUCAUAGACAUCUGACAGAGAAUAUCUGCAGUACCAACCAGUUUUGUUUUUUAAAGGAAGCUUUCAGUAGUAGAAAUGAAGCAACUGUAGUUGUCUGUAGCUGGGAAACUGAUGACUCAGACCCUAUUCAUGCUGUUGAAAGACUGUUUUAUGAGACCGAUCAGAGUUGUGGGUGGACCUUGAGGGGAGUUUGAAGCCAGACUUCAUACUUAGUGAUGCCUACAUCAGUGUCUGAUUGUCUCAGCAUACACCACUAAUGGUGUAUCCUUUGGGAGGCUUUGCAUUUUUCUUUAAUCUUUGGGUAGUGGGGCUACAGAAGAGGUCAGGGUGGGGAAUUUCACUAUUUCUUUUAUCUAAAGAGGUGUACCAUCAGGUCAAAAAAGAACUGCUGAAGCAGCACUCUUUGGGUGGGGGGAGUAUUGGAGUUUGCUUUGACCCUGCUACACCCCUGUGUGUAACCAUUUGUAACUAGUGACAUUUUCCCAUCAAUAACAAAAGGGUAUAUUCCAAACUUGAUGAACAAGACUGUAGCUGCAUAGCUCCCAUGAAUGCUAAUAGGAAUACAGCCUUUCUCCAUCGCCAUGUAAGUUGCUUUGCAUAUCCUAAUAGUGCAUUCUCAAUGAGCAACAGGGCCAGUGUUAACCACUCCAUGGCAUUCCAAGAGUGACUGCAGGGAUCUCUAUCACAUUCCCUUUGGUCAUGUUAUAUCUAGUGCAGCUUGAUCAGAGUUUGGAAUUAAAGUAUGCACAUAGGAAUAUUAAAAAAAAAUCUUAGGAAAUUAUACCAAAGGAACUAUAAACAAGAUGAGGAAGAGCUGGCAUUUUGUAAUCGUCUUUAAUAAAUAUUUAUUCUUUCUAGUAAAUACAUGUCAUGUUCUUCCACUAAUUUUUGUAAGUCUUUAAGUCAUUCUGUUUCAGGACCUUGGCUAGACUUACACUGAGAAGGCUAAAGCUAAGUAUCUAAAUGUAUAUUUUAAUCACUUAAAUGGAGUGAUAAGCCACAUGUCAUUAAAAGGCUCAUGCAGUAAGAAAUCUACAGCCUUUGUCCAUCUUCAUCUGUUUCCCCGCUUGGUCGUUGGGAAUGGUAUUAAAGCUUCAUAGGGAAACAACUGUGUCAACAUAAGUUAGCAGCUCCAAUAGAAUCCAAUUGAAGGGUAAGGCAGUGUCUGACUGCAAGAUGUAUAAGAUCCAAUUCAUCCAACAGAUGAACUAAGAAUUACGGAAGGAAAUGCUAAAUCAGCAGAGACUUGCAUAGUCUGUUCUUCAAUGGAAACAUUUGCAUGUAUAUGCUUACUUGUGUAUAACUACUAUAAUCUGUGCUUUGAGUCUCAGAAUUAACAGAAACCCUUUUUAAUCAGCAAGCUUCAAUUUUACUCUUAAAUUGGUUAAAAAACCCCAAACUAACAACUAAGUCAGACAUUUAAAUUAGCAUUGAUAUGACUUUAGUCAGAAUGAGUGAUAGUAACCUUUGGUUAAAAACAUCAUUUCCCUAUUUCAUACUUUUGCUGCUUCCCUUUGGUUAAUCAACAUGAAUUGGUUACUUUAAAAUUAAAUAAAAUUAAUAUGUAUUUGUAAUAGGAAUGUGCUGUGUAUCUUCUGUAAUACAGCCAGUAGGGUGCAUUGGUUGUCUGAUAUUUCAAAAAUCUAUAAAGAAUUGCAUACUUGUAUCUGAUUUAUGUUUUACUUUGAGUUUAGCACGGGUAUCCUCUGAAUAAGAAAAUUUUCCUGUGAAAUCAAGAACACUGAAGGCAGCAUAUAAAAUAGAGUAAAUUAGACCCUAAAAAUUGUUUUCAAAUCUUUUACAGACUUUGGUAUGAGACUCUUAAUAUAUACUUGUAUACUUAUAUUGAUAAAUAACUGUCUGUAGUGGGAUAACUUAAGUAUUUUAAGAUUUUCAUAGAUUUCUUCCAAUUUUAGCUGUAUGAAUCUAUAGGUAACUCAGGAAUAUCUGUUUUUUUAUUGUGCUUUCCUUGACUAGAGGAAUCCCUUUGCUCACUUGUUUUUUCUCUGAAGGAAUUUUUGCAUUUUGGUCAAGUCUUUCCUCAUUUUGGGGGAAUUAAACAUUUUGAGCUUUAAGUUUUGUUCUCUGCUUUCUCUGGUUAUUGGUUCUUGGGACUUGUUUACAUCCUCUGGAUUUCAGCAUCCUUUCUAAAAUGUGGACAUCAGAACUUUAUGCAGCUUCAAAUAUCCAUACCAUUAGUGCUAUGUACAAAGCAUCGCACUGGACACUUACGGUGAGCUGCUUCUCUGCUAAUAGUUUCUGCAUAUGAAAAUGAUCCAGAAGGCCAUUUGUAAGAGUGGAAGAUUGCCCUGGUAUAGGCAGUGCUAGUCAACAUUAUGGACUCUUCCACCCUUCUACUGUUCGGCCUAUAGGCAGGGAUGCCUUUUGCUUCUAUAUUAGUUCAUUUUCUUUUAGUAUUAGUCAAUCAUUUCACAUCUGGAGAAACAGAAGUGAAGUUCAGUGGACAAACAGAAUUCGUAGUUAACGAAACAAGUACAACUGUUAUACGUCUUGUAAUUGAGAGGACAGGGGAGCCUGCUAACAUCACAGCCAUUGUGUCGAUUUAUGGAGAAAACACAGGAGACUUUUUUGACACGUAUGCAGCAGCAUAUAUACCCGAUACAGAAACAAACCGAACUGUAUAUAUAUCUGUCUGUGAUGAUGAUCUUCCAGAGGCUGAUGAGACAUUCAUAUUUUACUUGACACUACCAAAACCAUCUGCAAGAAUAAAGCUUGGCUCACCCAAGUCCGUCACUGUAACAAUAUUAUCAAAUGACAAUGCCUUUGGAAUAAUUUCUUUUAACAUGUCUACCUUAAUCACAGUGAAUGAGCCCAGGGGUAAAAAUGAAUCUGUGCCUCUCACUCUAAUUAGGGAGAGGGGAACCUAUGGGAUGGUCAUCGUGACUUUUGAGAUAGAGGAUGGUCCAAACCCAGCUGAAGAAGACUUAAGUCCAAUUAAGGGAAAUAUUACAUUUGCCCCUGGUAGAUCAAUGCUGAUUUAUAAUUUAACAGUGCUGGAUGAUCAGAUACCUGAAAAUGAUGAAUUGUUUGUUGUUCAUCUGAGAAGUGUGGAGGGAGGGGCUGAAAUCAACACCACAAAAAACUCUGUUCAGAUUAAUAUUAAGAAAAAUGACAGCCCUGUGCGAUUUGUUCAGAGUGCUUAUAUGGUGCCUGAGGAAGUUGAUGUGUUAACUAUUCCAGUGGUUCGUGGUAAGGAUGACAGCGGAAAAUUAAUUGGACCUGAUGAAUAUGAAGUCUCUGUCAGUUACACUAUCAUAACUGGGAAUUCAUCAACACAUGCACAGCUUAAUUUAGACUUCCUAGAUCUACAGCCAAAUAUGACUAUCAUUUUCCCAUCUCUAGUUCAUGAAACUUAUAUGAAAUUUAAGAUCCUUGAUGAUGCCAUACCAGAAAUUGCUGAGACCUUUCAGAUUAUGCUGCUUGAGGACACUUUGCAGGGAGAUGCUGUUUUAGUUAAUCCAUCCGUUGUUCAUGUUACCAUCAAACCAAAUGAUAAACCCUAUGGAGUGCUAUCAAUCAACAGUAUCCUGUUUGCUCAGACCGUUAUCAUUGACGAAGACCGAAUUUCAAGGUUUGAAGGGAUCACAAUUGUAAGAAAUGGUGGAACACAUGGAAAUGUUUCUGUUACCUGGAUUAUAACCCGUAAUAGUAGUGAUCCCUCACCUGUGACUGCAGACCUCAUUCCAGAGUCUGGGGAGUUAUAUUUUGAUCAAGGACAGAUGCUGGUAGCAAUUCCUCUGCACAUUGUUAAUGAUGAUAUACCAGAAGAGGCAGAGCCCUAUCUUCUGAAACUUUUAGCCCAUACAAUACAGGGAGGGGCAGAAGUCAGCGAUCCAUUUGAGCUUUUGUUUUACAUUCAGGACAGUGAUGAUGUUUAUGGUGUAAUAAAAUUUUAUCCUAUGGAGAAUCAGAAGAUUGAAAGCAAUCCAAUGGGACGCUUCUUAUCCUUGAGUUUUGCAAGGGAGAGAGGAACAGUUGGAGAUGUGCAGUUGGUUUAUACUGCACUGUACAUUCCGGCUGGAGCUUUGGAUCCAGAGAGAGCAAAAGAUGGCAUUCUAAAUAUGUCUAGAAAAAGCAUUCUCACAUUUCCAGAAGGAAAAGCCCAAGAUACCUUAAAUAUACCAAUAAGAAAUGAUGCAUUUCUUCAAAAUGGUGCUCAUUUCCUCAUUCAGCUGGAAAGAGUUGAGCUGGUGAAUAGAAUACCUGUGGUCCCACCGGUGAGUCCCAGAUUAGGUGAGAUUCGAAAUAUUUCUCUGAGGAUUACUCCAGAUAUCGCAAAUGGAGAAAUUGGCUUUACUAGCAAUCUUCCAAUUAUUCUUUCUGAACCAGAAGAUUCCCCUGCUACAGUGGUUUCCAUUGUAUUGCAUAGAGAUGGGACUGAUGGUCAAGCAACUGUGUUCUGGAGUUUGAAACCUUCUGGUCUUAAUCAAAAAGCAGUAACACAUGAUGAUAUAAGUCCUUUUAAUGGCUCCGUUGUGUUCCUACCUGGACAAAGUGAUACUACAAUCAACAUUACUAUUAAACCUGAUGAUACACCUGAAAUGAAUGAAACUGUUUUAUUGACUUUGGACAGGGUAGAGACAGAAAGGUUUGUCGUGUACUUUGGGGUUAGUGUAGAAAAUCAAAUACUGAAAUCUGGGUUUACUAGUUGUGAAAUUAUUAUUUUGGAAAAUGAUGAUCCAGGAGGAGUGUUUGAAUUUUCUUCUUCUUCUAGAGGUCCCUACAGUAUCAAGGAAGGGGAGUCCGUUGAACUGCAGAUUGUUCGCUCUAGAGGAAGUCUUAUCAGACAGUUUCUACGCUACACUGUAGAACCAAGAGACAGUAAUGAGUUUUAUGGAAGCACAGGAAUUCUGGAGUUCAAGCCUGGUGAAAAAGAGAUCAUAAUUACUUUACUGACAAGGAUGGAUGGGAUUCCAGAGCUGGAUGAGACCUAUUGUGUGGUACUCAGCGGCUACAGUGAAAUGCCUGGCAAGCUGGGAAAUGCCACAAGGGUCAAUAUAACCAUUCUGAAGAAUGAUGAUCCACAUGGUAUAAUUCAGUUUCUGCCUGAUGAACUAACAGUAACAAUAAAGGAAAGUAAAGGAGAAAUCAUCUAUGCUGCAGCUUACAGAAUCGUAAGAAACCAAGGAAACUAUGGCAACGUUAGCGUGGCUUGGGUUGUUGAUCCAGCAUGUACCAAUGACAUCUAUCCAGAAAAAGGGACUAUUUUCUUUGAUAACCUGGAGUUUUCAAAAAACAUCACUGUUUACUCACUGCCAGAUGAGCUACCUGAAGAAAUGGAAGUAUUCAUCAUCAACUUAUUCAAUGCUACUGGUGGAGCCAGACUGGGCAAUAUAACGAGUGCAAUUUUACAGAUUGCAAGGAAUGAUGACCCCAUUUAUUUUGCAGAACCUCUGACACUGAGGGUUCAAGAAGGGAGUGUUGCAAACUUUACAGUCCAAAGGAAUAGAUCUGCUGAUAUUGCUAUUGCGGUCCAGUAUAUUACUCUUAAUGGAGAGGCAACAGCUGAAGAGGGAGACUUUGUUCCCAGUGGAAGGAGCAGCGUCCUUUUGUUUGAUGUUGGAGAAAGAGAACAGAACUUAUCUGUAUAUAUUAAUGAUGAUGAUGUCCCUGAAACAGACGAAACAUUUUAUAUCAUCCUUUUGAAUUCUACAGGAGACACUGUAAUCUUUAAGGCUGGAAUGGCUACAGUUAUUAUUGAAGCAAAUGAUGAUCCUAAUGGAAUUUUCUCCUUGGAACCUAUAGACAAGCCAGUGGAAGAAGGCAAAAGUAAUGCUUUUCUGGUUGUGAGGCACAGGGGACACUUUGGCAAUGUUUCUUUGAGGUGGCAGCUGUUUGAAAAUGACUCUGCACUGAAGCCAGGAGAAGAGUUCUACGAAACUUAUGGGACUGUGUGCUUCACCGAUGGUGAAGGAUCAAAGCCAAUAACACUUCGUGCUAUUUUGGAUAGAAUUCCUGAAUUCAAUGAAUUUUAUAUUCUGAAGUUGGUGAAUGCUUCAGGUGGGUCUCCUGGUCCUGGCGGUCACUUAUCUGAAACCAGCCUUACUGUAACUGUGAUGAUCCCAUUCAACGACGACCCUUUUGGAGUCUUUGUUAUAGAUCCAGAGAGCCAGGACAGAGAGAUAGCGGAAGAUGUUCUUUCUGAAGAUGAUCUUUCCUAUAUUACAAACUUCACCAUCUGGAGACAACAAGGCGCCUUUGGAGUUGUCCGGUUAGGUUGGGAAAUACUAUCUAGUACAUUCCAAGCUGGACUGCCAUCAAUGGUAGAUUUCUUGUUGCAUGGAUCAUUUCCAAGUUCAGUACAAUCACAGCCCCACUUGAGGCGCCAUCACAGUGGAACAGAUGCUUUGUAUUUCAGUGGAAAAGAAGAUGCAUUUGGGAUUAUUGGUCCUGAAUACCCAUACAGUGGAAAUAACGCAGUAACUAACUUUACAUUUUCAGCAUGGUUAAUUCCUAACUCCAGUACUGAUGGUUAUAUAAUUGAAAAGGAUAAUGAUAAUGGGAUCUUAUAUUAUGGUGUGAAAAUCCAAGCAAAUGAUUCCCACAUUUCUGUAAUGCUUCAUUAUACAGCAUUAGGAUCCAAUAUGACGUAUGUGGCUAAAACAGUGAUCAUGAAAUACCUGGAUGAAAAUGCUUGGCUUCACCUUCUGAUUACACUAGAUGAAAGUAUAAUCGAAUUUUACAUUGAUGGAAACCCAGUUCUGGGAGGGAUGAAGAGCCUUAAAGGAGAAGCAAUUGCUGAUGGUCCAGGAAUACUGAGAGUUGGAGCAGGAAUCAAUGGGAGCAGUAGAUACACGGGGCUAAUGCAGGAUGUAAGGCUUUAUGAACGUAAGCUGACACAAGCAGAGAUCCAUGAACUUCAUGCAACUCCUGCAAAAAGUGACUUACACCCUAUCUCUGGGUAUUUGGAGUAUCGGCAAGGAGAGACCAAUAAAUCAUUCAUCGUGUCUGCAAGAGAUGACAAAGAGGAAGAAGGAGAAGAAUUAUUCAUACUCAAGCUUAUUUCUGUGCGUGGUGGAGCUCGAAUUCCACAAGAAAAUACGACAGCAAGAUUAAGAAUACAGAAAAGUGAUAAUGCUAAUGGUUUGUUUGGUUUCACUGGAGCAUGUAUCCCUGAGACUUCUGACGAAGGUUCCACUAUAUCCUGUGUUGUGGAGCGUACAAGGGGAGCCCUAGACUAUGUGUAUAUAAAUUACAUUAUCUCACAGGUUGAUUCCACUGGCAUUAAUAACUCUGUUACCGAUUUUUCUAACAGCAGUGGCACUAUCACAUUCCUUCCUUGGCAGAGAUCAGAGGUAUUAAAUCUGCACGUGAUUGAUGAUGACAUUCCAGAGCUAAAUGAGUAUUUCCGGGUGACACUAGUUUCUGCAGUUUCUGGAGAUGGAAAGCUAGGUUCAACUCCUACCAGUGGAGCAAGUAUAGAUCCAGAAAAGGAAACUACUGAUAUCAGCAUCAAAGCCAGUGACCACCCAUAUGGUUUACUACAGUUCUCUGUGGGGCUGCCUCCUCAGCCAGGUGAUAAAAUGAUUCUCCCAGCAUCUGCCAUGCCCCAUAUUACUGUUAAAGAAGAAGCUGGAUACAUUAGAUUACUGGUAGUUCGUGCACAGGGCCUUCUGGGAACAGUUUCGGUGGAAUACAGAACAGUACCACUUACAGCUUUCAGUCCUAAAGAUUAUCAGGCUAUUGUGGGCACCUUGGAAUUUCAACCAGGAGAAAGAUACAAGUACAUUACUGUUAACAUCACUGACAAUUCUGUCCCUGAAUUGGAAAAAGAUUUUAAAGUGGAGCUGUUGAACCCAGAAGGAGGAGUUGCUGAGCUCUUUAGAAAUGAUGACAGUGGAAGUGGUGAUGGGAACAUGGAUUUCUUCCUUCCAGCUGUCCAUCAACAUGCUAGCUUGGGAAUUGCAUCCCACAUCAUUGUGACUAUUGAGGCUUCUGAUGAUGCUCACGGUGUAUUUGAAUUCAGUACGGAGUCACUCUCUGUAAAUGGAACUGAGCCUGAAGACGGAGAUAGCACUAUUGUGCUGCAGGUCGUGAGAUCUCAUGGAGCCUUAUCUCAGGUGACAGUGCAUUGGAUUAUAGUCUGUGAUCCUACAGAAGACCUGAUAUCUAAUUAUGGGAAUGUAACAUUUGAUGUUGGCCAAGCAAGAGCAAAUAUAACAGUGCAAGUUUCACCUGAUGAAGUUCCUGAACUGGAUAAAAUGUUUUCAGUUUUGAUCAUCAAUGUCUCCAGUGGUCGUCUUGGAAUUCAUACUAAUGCAACACUAACCAUUUUAGCCAACGAUGAUCCGUAUGGGCUCUUUAUGUUUUCUGAGAGAAACAGACCAAUAAAAGUUGAGGAAGAAACCAAAAAUAUCUCCCUGACAAUAGUAAGACUUGGUGGUCUCCUUGGAACAGUAGUGGUAACAUACAGAACUAUUGAUGAUGAUGAAAAGUCACCUUUUCUUCCAUCUGACCUAGCUAGAGCAACACAGGGAAAAGAUUAUUUAUCUAUUUCUGGUUUUGUGAUCUUCACAGCCAAUAAAAGUGAGGCCACAAUAACUCUUCCUAUUUUGGAUGAUGAUGAUCCUGAGAGGUCAGAGUCUGUUUUUGUGGAGCUAAACAGUAUUGCUUUAAUUGAGAAAGUACAGGAUCGACCAAUUUUAAAUUCUCCUCGACUUGGAUCAGUGGGUGAGACAAUAGCUCAUGUAAUGAUCAAUGCCAAUGACGAUGCUUUUGGAACACUUCAGCUUUCAGCUCCAGCUGUGCGGGUUGCUGAGAAUUAUGUUGGACCAAUCAUUAAUGUGACCAGAAGUGGAGGAAUUUUUGCAGAUGUUUCUGUGAAGUUUAAAGCUAUGCCAAUAACUGCAACAGCUGGUGAGGAUUACAGUGUAGCCUCAUCAGAUGUUGUUUUACUAGAAGGGGAAACAAGUAAAGCUGUGCCAAUUUAUAUAAUUAAUGAUAUCAGUCCUGAAGUUGAGGAGUCCUUUUAUGUUCAGCUGCUGAAUCAAACAACAGGAGGAGCCUUACUUGGAUCUUUGACUAAGGCAAUCAUAACUAUUGAGGCUUCUGAUGACCCAUUUGGAUCUUUUGUUUUUCAGAUCACUGAAUUUGUUGAGGAGGAGCCUGAAUUAGGAUCAGUAACCAUAAAUCUGCCAAUAAUCCGCAAUGCUGGGACACUUGGUAAUGUUACUGUUCAGUGGGUUGCUACCAUUAAUGGACAUCCUGCUGAUGCUGACUUGCAGGUUGUCUCAGGUAAUAUUACUUUUGCCCCUGGGGAAGCCAUUCAGAUGCUGUUGUUGGAGAUCCUGGCUGAUGAUGUUCCAGAAAUCGAUGAAGUUGUCCGGGUAGAAUUAACUCAGGCCUCCAAUGGUGGUGCUAUUGGGUUAGAUGGAGUGGCAAAUAUUAUAAUACCUGCCAAUGAUAAUCCUUAUGGCACAGUUUUCUUUCAUCGCUCAUUGUAUCGAAUUCAAGAGCCACUAGAAAGAAAUUUGCUUGCAAACAUAACAGUCAGGAGAAGUGGGGGAAGGUUUGGUGAACUUCAGAUUUUCUACAGCACCUCUGACAUUGAUGUUGUAGCUCUUGUCACUGAGCAAGAUCAGGAUAUCCUGGCCUUUUAUGAGUCUCCGGUACAAGGAAUUCCUGACCAACCAUCCAAGACUAGAGUGAAUGUGUCUGCUGCAAAUGACCCACUGUAUGCCUGUGCAACUCGGUGCCUAAAAGAACAAGCAUGUUCAGCCUUUACGUUUUCCAGUGCCUCUGGGAUUCCUUUCUGCUUUUGGCUGACAUCGGAGAUCAGCCCUCUAACUAAUAUUUCAGGAUUCUGGACCUACAAGAAAAAUGCCACCAGUGCAUCCACUCUCUUUAGCACACAAGCCAUUGCUGGUAGUGAUUAUGAAUCUGUUACAAGACAGAGGGCCAUAAUGCUAGAAGGGGAAGAGUUUGCAAAUCUCACAGUUACCAUACUCCCUGACAGUCUGCCAGAGCUGGAUGAGAAAUUCACUAUAUCCCUUUUGAAAGUUGAACUAAUGAACAUCUCAGCCAGCUUAAAAAAUCAACCAACCAUAGGACAGCCAAAUACUUCCACAGUUGUUAUAAUGAUGAAUGGAGAUGCCUUUGGAGUAUUUAAGAUCUACAGUGUAAGUCCCAAUGCGACAGAGGAAGGUCUGUAUGUUGAAGUAGAAGAACGUCCUCAGGCCAACGUGCAGCUAAUGAUACAUAGAACAGAAGGCAGCCUAGGACAAGUGACAGUGGAAUGGCGUGUAAUUGGUGGAACUGCUAUCCCAGACUUGGAUUUUAUAGGUGUUGGUGAGAUUCUGGUGUUUGCUGAAGGGGAAACAAAAAAGAUGGUCACAUUGACCAUCUUAGAUGAUCCAGAGCCAGAGGAUAAUGAAAGUAUCAUAAUCAGCCUGGUCCAUACUGAAGGAGGGAGUCGGAUUCUGCCCAGUUUUGACACUGUCACAGUGAUUAUUCUGGCAAGUGACAAUGUGGCAGGAAUUAUUAGCUUUCAGACAGCCUCAAGAUCUGUUAUUGGUCGUGAAGGAGAACAGCUGCAGUUCCAUAUCCUUAGAACUGCCCCAGGACUGGGAAAUGUUACUGUUGAAUGGAAGAUUGUUGGGCAUCGUGUAAAACAAAAUUUUGAAAAUUAUUCUGGAAUACUCUUUUUUCCUGAGGAGUCAUUGAAUACAACAUUAUAUGUUCACUUGCUGGAUGACCAUAUUCCUGAAGAAAAAGAAGAGUAUCAAAUUGUCCUAUACAACGUCAAAACACAAGGAGUUUCUUCAACAGGAGCUGCUGUCUUGGAUAGUCAAGGAUAUGAAGCUGUUCUGACAGUAGAAGCUAGUGAUGAACCACAUGGAGUCUUGAAUUUUGCUUCCACAUCCAGGGAAGUUUUAAUUCCAGAGGAGAAUAAAACUAUUCAGCUCUUUAUCAACAGAGAAUUUGGAUCACUAGGUACUAUCAAUGUUACAUAUGCAACAUUUCCAGGAUUGCUCACUUUAAGGAAUCAGACAGAAGCGACCUUGGCUGAACCAGGAACUGAUUAUAUAUCUGUUUCUGGAUCACUGAUUUUAGAGGAAGGAGAAACAUCAGCUGCCAUAAAUAUUACUAUUCUAGAGGAUGAUAUACCAGAGAUGCAGGAAUUCUUCUUGGUUAAUUUGUCUUCAGUGGAACUCAUCAUGAACCAUUCAACUUCAUUCCCACCUAAGCUAGAUUUGGAAGGUUUAGCUUCUCAAAUUGUUAUCGAUGCUAAUGAUGGAGUAAGAGGAAUAAUUGAAUGGGAAAAUACCAAGUUUGAAGUUAAUGAAACUCAGAGGAAUCUGACGAUAAUGGCACAUCGAAACAGAGGAUCAUAUGGCAAUGUGUCUUUGUUUUUUUAUGCCCAAAAUUUGGAGGCACAGCUGGGUUUGGAUUUUAGUGUGACCUCAAGGACUCUCUUUUUUGCUGAUGGAGAAAGGCAUAAAUCUGUUGAUGUCAUGAUUUUUGAUGAUGAUAUUCCUGAAGGUGAUGAGAAAUUCCAGUUAAUUUUAACAAAUCCCUCUCUGGGGCUGCAGUUAGGGGAGAACACAACAGCUACAAUUACUAUUCUUGCCAACGAUGAUGGCCAUGGAAUUUUGUCAUUCAGUAACAGUGAUCACUUCUUCCUAAGAGAGCAAACAGCUCUCCAUUUGAUGGAAAGUGUUGCAGUAUUAACCAUUAUUAGAGAGCCUCCUCAGGGGAUAUUUGGCACCGUGACUGUUCAAUAUCUUGUAAGUGAAAUUAAUUCUUCAGAAGCAUCGGUGGAUUUGUUCCCUUCCCAAGGAUAUAUUGUGUUGGAAGAGGGAGUCAGAUUCAAGACACUGCACAUUUCUGCGAUACUAGAUGAAGAACCAGAAAUGGAUGAGCACUUUGUUGUCACCCUGUUCAAUCCAACUGGGGGAGCCAGACUAGGCACAAGAGUGGAAACUAUGAUCACCAUAUUACAGAACCAAGCUCCACUAGGACUUUUCAGCAUCUAUCCAGUCACAAAUAGGACAAAUUUCCUCGUAAUUGAAGAAGCCAACACUACAGUUUAUUUGAAAGUUUCACGGAGUAAUGGUCUCAACACAUCUGUGAGUGUUGAGUGGGAGACGUUGUCAGAUACUGCGUUUGGCAUCAGGGGUGGUAUCAGUGUGCUGUCUGUCUUACAAAGUUUUGUGGAAGAGUCAGCAUCUACUUGGUGUUUCUUUACAUCAGGAGAAAUCCUAUAUGGUGUUCUGUUGCGUACACCUCCAGCUAGCUUUUCUACUGUCUACCAAUGGAAGGGAGUAUUUGUUCCUGUUGAGAAUUUCAGUAUAUGGAAUCCUAGAAGGUGUGUGGCAUUCCAAAUCAAUGCCUCUCCCUACCUUGUGAUAAGUCAUGGAGGAGGCAAACAAGGAACUUCCAACAACAGUGUGUAUGCAUUCAUGCCUGGACGCAGACUGUUGUGGAUACAAACUCUCUUUGUUCUGUAUACCAGGGAUGUAAAACAUUUUGCUGUGGAGGAAGAAGACUAUUUGAUUAUUGCAAGUCAUUCAACCCAUUCCGGUUCCAUCCAGGUUUUCCAGUGGAAUAAAGACAUCUUUGUGUUGCAUCAUCAACUUCCACUCUAUGGAGCUCUGAACAUAGCCUUGUUUCCUAGAGGAGGCUUUCUGUACCUAUUAGUUGCUUUGUCAAAUACCAGCCAGAACACCCUCUUGUACCAGUGGUUAAAUAAUGAGUUUAGGAAACUUCACGAAGUACCAGCAAAUGAUAUAAAACAUAUGGAGGCCUGGAUUUCUGGAUCAGACAUCUAUUUAAUUAUUGUGAAAGAAUCUGGAAAUUCAUCUGAAAUUUUUAUCUGGGAGACAGGGCAGUCUACCUUCAGACACUUUCAGUCUCUUCCAUUCCAAGCUGUAAAAAAUAUUCAUGUAUUCAUGCCACCUUCAGGUUUAGUUCAUGUCCUACUAGCUGGUAGGGAUACAACAGCACUGUAUGCUUGGAACUCAGAAGUAAGCCAGUUCUCUGUACUUCUGGAGGCGCCAUAUGCUGAUCAUAUCACUUCAGUUACUGCAAGAUCUCUGAACUCUAGCAAGAGCCUAAUUGCUCUGACUGUUGAAUCCUACUCCCAAAUUUAUGAGCUGGCGAUGAUCUCCAACCAGUCAGAUUUUAUACCUAGUUCAGGUGAAUUGAUAUUUGAGCCUGGGGACCUGGAAGUUGUAGUAGCGGUCAAUAUCCUUGAUGAUGUUAUUCCAGAGGAGGAAGAAAGCUUCAGAGUGUGGUUGAAAAACCCUAAAGGAGGUGCAGAGAUUGGUGCUCAUGGUUUUGUUAACAUAAUUAUUCCAUCCAAUGACAAUGCCUAUGGAGUCAUUGCAUUUGCUCAGAGUUCUUUAUUUAAGCAAGUUGAAGAAAUGGAACAAGACAACUUAAUCACCUUGAAUGUUGAACGUUUAAUAGGAACAUAUGGACGAGUGACAGUAGAGUGGAUAGCCAGCGGGAGCAUUAGUGAUAUAUUUCCAGCUUCAGGAAUGAUUACAUUUUCAGAAGGUCAAGCCCUGUCCACCAUCACCCUGACAAUUCUUGCAGACAGUGUUGCAGAGCUUUCAGAGACCGUGGAUAUCACACUCACUCACGUUACUACUGUGGGUAUUCAGGAUACCAUGAGAGGAGCUAUCAUAGAUCCUAGAAGGGCAAGAGCGGUACUUACCAUUUUACCCAGUGAUUCUCCACAUGGUGUAAUUGGCUGGCAUGCAGAGUCUCUCUUUGUUAAAGUCAUGGAGCCAGAAGGACAGUUAAAUUCAACUACUGUUGCUUUACAAAUUGUUCGAGAACAAGGAUUUGUCGGAGAUAUUGCAGUUCAGUUGAGCACCAUGCCUAAUUUUGAACUCCCUCUCUCCAACCAAGCAACAGAGAAUGAGGAUUAUGUAAUAGAAAAGAAAACAAUCAUUAUGGCAGAAAACACAACAAUAGCUUCUGUCACAGUCACUAUUUUUCCUGAUAAUAUUCCAGAAUUACAGGAAGGAUUUAUAAUCAAUAUUACUGAUGCACAACUGGUAGAGUCUUCUCCUACUGGAGGUCAGCCAAAUAUGAAGAGGCUUGGGCUAGAAAUAGCUGAAAUAACAAUUGAAGAGAAUGAUGACCCCAGAGGAAUAUUUAGUUUCAGUGUUAAAAAGGAUGCAAGUGGAGCUGUUCCUGCUUAUGAGGUACCACCACCACAGAAUAUACUGAAACUUCCAGUUGUUCGACAGGCUGGGAGCUUUGGGUUAGUAACUCUGUUUUGGGAAGCUACUCAUUCAACUGCAAGCUUUGAAGACUUUACACCAACAUUUGGAAACCUUACAUUUGCAGAUGGGCAGGCCACAGGAGAAAUAGAAAUUACAAUCAUAGAUGACAGUGAAGUUGAAUUCCUUGAGAUAUUCAAGAUUGCCCUAAUGAGGGUAACUGGUGGUGCAAGACUUGGGAAUGAAACCCUGGUAACUGUUGCUAUUCCACCAAAUGAUUCCCCCGUUGGAGUAUUUGGAUUUGAAGAAAAGAGCGUGACAGUGAAAGAACCUCAGACACCUGAUGACACUGCUGCAACUGUAUUGCUCACUGUAAGUCGGAGUCAAGGAGGACAAGGAGCAGUUCGAGUGAUAUGGAUUGUUGAAGAGGCAGCCAAAUAUGAUCUGACUCCUCUGAAUGGUACUCUUCAUUUCAAUGAGACUGAAUCCCAGAAGUUGAUUGUUUUACAUGCAGUACAAGAUGGUAUAUUGGAGGGGAACGAAACAUUUACAAUUCAGCUCGUCUCUACUGGUGAUGCAGAGAUCUCUCCUGUAAAUGGUCUGGCAACCAUCAUUAUUGUGGGGGAUGAAGGAGCUUCUGGGAUGGUUGGGAUAGCUCAUUCUUCCACGCAUGUUCUGAUUGGAGAACCUUCAGGAAGUUAUAAUGGAACUGCUCUUAUUAGCCUGGUACGUGGUCCAGGGAUUUUUGGUGAGGUUAAAGUAUAUUGGAAUAUAACACCUCCUCAUUAUAAAGAAUUUGCUGAGGUAUCGGGAACCUUGACAAUGCGAGACAGGCAGUCUGCAGCUGUUGUUCUAAUACAGGCUGUAGAUGAUAACCAUCCUGAGGAGAAGCAUUACUACCAGUUUCAACUAACUGGAAUCAGUGGUGGAGGACUCAUAAAUGAAUCUAGUAGCACAGCAAAUAUUACCAUGGCUGCUAGUGACUUUCCAUAUGGACAGUUUACGUUUUCACGGGAACUACUGCAAACAACAGAAGAAGAAAAAUGGGUUAACAUCACUGUUGUACGUGCUAGUGGAUGUUAUGGCAAAGUGCGUCUGUGGUUGCAGAUAAUAAAUGGCACUGCUGAGGAGGGAAUUGAUUUCACUCCCACAGUAAGGGAGGUGUUGUUUGAACCAGAUGAGGAAAAUAAAAUGAUUUUGAUUGAAAUUCAUGAUGAUGACUUUCCUGAAGGUCCUGAAGACUUUUUAGUGACAAUAACCAAAGUGGAACUGCAAGGAAGUGGAUUUGAUUUUGCCAUAAAAGAAAAUGGACUACGGGUGGAUCAACCCCCUGUGGUAGGAAAUAUCUCCACAGUACGAGUCGUCAUAGCAAAGAGUGACAAUGCAGAAGGCGUCAUAGAAUUUGAUCCUCAGUAUGUCAUUCUACAGGUGGAAGAGGAUGCUGGAGUGAUCAUGAUUCCUGUUGUAAGAAAGCUUGGAACUUACGGCUUCGUAACAGCUGAUUUUCUGUCUCGAAAUAUUUCUGCACUUCCCAAUGGUGUUGACUAUUUCAUCCAUAACAACUCUGUCGUUUUUCAUCAUGGUCAGAACCAGACUUUUAUCUAUAUCUCUAUUAUAGAUGAUGAAGAAAGUGAAUUUGCUGAGCAAUUUGAAAUCCAGCUGACAGGAGCCACUGGUGGAGCAGUCCUUGGGCUCUACCUGGUGAGCCAGGUCACUAUUGCUAAAAGUGAUUUCCCCCAUGGUAUUGUCCGUUUCCUCAACCAAAGCCGAAUUAUUCUUCCCAACCCUGAUACAUCCAUGACAAUGUCCCUGGUGCUGGAAAGAACUGGAAGAUUGCUAGGAGACAUACAGAUUAAUUGGGACAUUUUAGGACCCAAUUCAGAAGAGGUUUUGUCUCCCCUGAAUAGUGACAUUGGUGACCCUGUGAAUGGAUCCUUCUAUUUUGGAGAAGGAGAAGGAGGUCUGAGAGCUAUUAACCUGCAGAUCUAUCCCCAUGAAGAAGUCGAAGUUCAGGAGAUCUUCAUUAUUAGACUGAGCCUUGUGAAAGGUGAAAUAGAAAUAGAUCCCAAGGCAACCAACAUUACACUAAUAAUACAGAAGUUUGGUGAUCCUAAUGGUAUUGUACAGUUUGCUCCUGAAUCAUUAUCCAAGAAGAAUUUUACGGAACCCUCAGCAGUGGAAGGGCCACAGAGUAUUACACUGUUUGUCAGACGAAUUCAAGGCACUCUGGGAAACAUAACGAUUUACUGGGAAAUAUGUAGUGAUUCUGACAUGACAGGUGACUUCCUUCAAACAGAGGGAUCUGUUGUCAUGGCUGACCAGCAGAGUACAACUGAGAUAAUUAUCUAUCUGUUACCUGAUGAUGUUCCAGAACUGGAUGAAAACUAUGUGGUACAGCUGAUUUCAGUGGAAGGUGGAGCAGAUUUAGACCAAGAGAAAAGAAUUUUAAAGAUCAGUGUUUUUGCAAAUGAUGAUCCAUAUGGAGUGUUUGCCUUGUACCCACAUCAGCAGUCAGUAUUAGUAGAGAGAGACCUUAGUCGGUAUGUUCAGAUUAAUGUUACCCGGCAUGCUGGGGCAUUUGGAGAAGUGAUUGUUGAGUACCGUAUCUUGUCUCAUCACGAAGAAGCACCAGUUGCACCUGAGAAUGUGGUGGGCUACCUAGCAGUAAAAGACAGUGCCAGCUUUGAAGUGAAAAGAGUGCCAAUAAGCAGCCAGGCAUUUCUGUUACUGGGAUUGAAUUUUACUCUGGAACUGAUCAGCGUAAGCCUGGUUGGGGGCAGUGGCAAGGAUGUGCCUAAAAUAUUAGAAAACGCAAAGUCAGCUAUUUUGCUUAUUCCUGAAGAAGCUGCCAAUUCACAGGUUGGCUUUGAAUCUGUUAUUUUACAGCUUACAAACAUUGUAGCAGGAACAGGUCAGGCUGUGAUAACCAGAGAAGGCGUUUAUGGCUCUGUAACAGUUAACUGGACUUCUGGAUACCCACCAGAUGUAAUCACUGACUUUGUUCAUCCAGGCAAUAUUACUCCUUCAUUUGGUAGUGCUAUAUUUUCCUCUGGUGAACAGAGCAAAGUAAUUUCAUUUCAGGCUACUCCAAGCCUAAAUAAACAGGAAUCAUUUGCCAUCUCUCUAACAGCAGUGCACAGCAAUGUGUCUGGUGGGGCUCGACUGAGAACAGGAUUUACAAUAGCUGAAAUCGAGCCAUUGGGGAUCUUCCAGUUUGCUCCUAACUCAAGAUAUGUUUCAGUUGAAGAAGAUGUUCAGGCAGUCACACUACAUGUCCAGAGAUUGUUUGGUUUUCAAAGUAAUCUCACUCAAUUGACAUAUCAGACUACUCCAGGAAGUGCCAAACCACUGGAAGACUUUAGACCUAUCUAUAAUGGAGAGCUUAUGUUUGUACGUUUUCAGACAAAUGCUGUAGUAGAAAUAUCAAUAAUUGAUGACACUGUUUCUGAAAUGGAGGAAUUUUUUUUUGUAAAUUUGACUGCUGUGGAGGUUUGGGGUGUUCAACCCUUGAAUCCUAACUGGAGUCCACGUCUGAAUCCAGCUUUCAGUGUUGCAACAAUUAAUAUCCUGGAUAAUGAUAGUGUUCAUGGAAUACUCAGUUUGGGGCCAGAGUUCAUUUAUAUUGAAGAAGAUGCAAACAGUAGUACCCCCAACAUGGCAAUACUUCAUAUUAGAAGGACUCAGGGUUUUGCUGGUGAUAUUGGAGUAACAGUUAAAACCUUUGGUGGAAUAAGUGCACAGAGUGGAGUAGAUUUGUAUCCUUUUGAAAACGCUUAUGGAAGAUCAGACUUUGCAUGGGCAACGGAAGGAGAAGAUUUUGAGGAACAGUCAGUUUCUCUAACUUUGCUGGAUGGAGAAAGAGAAAGCAAGGUGUCCAUCAAAAUUUUUGAUGAUGACGAGCCUGAAGGACAGGAAUUGUUCUAUGUUUUCCUCUCAGAUCCUGAAUGCGGAGCUCAGAUUGUGGAAGGAAAGGAUGAUUAUGGAUUUGCUGCUUUUGCAACAGUAAUUAUCGCAGGAAAUGAUCUUCAGAAUGGCAUUUUGGGAUUUGUUCCAGAAGUGCAAAGCGGUCUUGUUCUUGAUGAAGACUCAGAAAAUAGAGACGUGGUGCUGAUUGUCACAAGGCAACCAAACAGGGCUUUUGAAGAUGUGAAGAUCUAUUGGCGUGUGACCUUUAAUGAAACUUCUGUUGUCCUUCUUAAGGACGGCAUAAACUUGGAGAAUGAACUUGUGUCUCUGCUAGGAGCCACUACCUGCAUGGCAGGUCAAACAAUAUGCAACAUCUCUAUUGAAAUAAAACCGGAUAAUGUACCUGAAUUUGAAACACAUUUCUUCGUUGAGCUGUAUGCAGUAAGUGCAGGAGCUGUGUUGAACAGCAGUGCCAGAUUUGCCGUUAUAACAGUUCUUGAGAGUGAUACUCCUCGUGGUUUAGUGUAUUUUGCUGUGGGAUCUCGUUUUGCUGUGGCUCAUAAGAAGGCUACUUUAAUCAGUUUGCAAGUGCUCAGAGAUUCUAGUACGUCAGUAACCACAGUCAUUAGCUACAGCAUGCAGGAGCUACAAAAACCUGAACCUAUUGGCCGGACCUUCAUAUCUCCAGCUGUUGCAGGACGAGAUUUUGUCAGAUCUGAAGGUUUAUUGACUUUUGAACCUGGACAGAGAAAUGCUUUGCUGGAUGUGACCCUGACUCCAGAGACAGGAUCCUUAAACCCAUUUCCUAAACGUUUCCAGGUUGUGCUUUCUAAACCCACAGGCGGUGCCAGAGUAGAUGAUGCAUAUGCUAUUGCUAACAUCACCAUUGUCUCAGAUUUGGACUCCUUGCCAGUCUGGGGACUUGUUGAUCAACUGCAUCAGCCACUUGAUGACACCAUUUUAAACAGAGUCCUCCAGAAUUUGAAUGUCAAAGUGGCUACAGAAACUACAGAAGAGCAACUUACUGCUGUGAUGCAUAUAAUAGAAAAGGUAACAGAUGUAGGUGAAAAGUGGUUACUCGCUGAUAAAAGUAGAAGUCUCUUCUAUGAGAUACUCUGUGCUCUGGCUAGCCCCAAACGCAAAGACACACGAGGAUAUAGUCUCCUUGCUGAGGUGACUGAAAAAUUUGCUUUUUCCCUGUUGACUGGGAUAACAUGUGGAUCACCAGGGGAAAAAGGUAAAAAUAUCCUUGACAGCUGCCCGUACAUUGCAAUAAUGGCUCACAACUGGUACCCUCAGCAAAUCAAUGGACACAAAUUUGAUGGAAAAGAUGGGGAUUUUAUUCAUGUACCUGAGCGUUUAUUAGAGGUCUCUGUUGUAUUGUCUCCUCCUCAAGAUGAGAACUGUGAAUCUGUACAAUUCACAGAAUACAGCAGCCAGCAGUGGUUUCUCACUGGUGAUAAAGAACUUGCCCUAAAGAACAAGAUUUUUUCUAUGAGUUUGAAGGGUCAGAGUUCACACCCUUUGAAAGAUAAUAAUGAAGUCAUUUACCGGAUUUAUGCUACAGGAAGUCGGAUUGUUCCACAAAAGUCUCUAUGCCUCCUUUGGAAUCAAGCUGCAGAAAGCUGGUUGUCUGAUAGUGGGUUCUGCAAAGUUGUCGAUGACGCAUCAGACUACGUGGAAUGCUCUUGUUCUCAUAUGUCCAUUUAUGCAGUUUAUGCCCAAACAGACAACUUGUCAUCAUACAAUGAAGCUUUUUUCUCUUCUGGAUUCAUUUGCAUUUCAGGUUUCACUUUGGCUAUUAUCUCCCACCUUUUCUGUACCAGAUGUGCAAUGUUUGCAGCUAAACUUCUCACUCACAUGAUGGUUGCUUGUUUGGGUACUCAGAUUUCGUUUCUGGGCUCAGCUUACAUGAGCCAACAUCUCUCAGAGGAAAGCUGCUCUGCCCUCGCAUCUGUUACCCAUUACCUUUACCUCUGCCAGUUCAGCUGGAUGCUUAUUCAGGCUGUUAAUUUCUGGUACGUCCUGGUGAUGAAUGAUGAACACACAGAGCGGCGCUAUCUACUUUACUUCCUUUUGAGUUGGGGGCUUCCAGCUUUUGUUGUAAUCCUGCUUUUAAUUAUUCUGAGAGGAAUCUAUCAUCAGAGCACAGCACAGAUUUAUGGUCUUGUCUACAGUGAUCUGUGCUUCAUUCCAAAUGCCUACGCUGCUCUCUUCACUGCUGCUCUGGUGCCAUUAAUGUGCUUGGUAGUGGUUUUUGUGGUGUUCAUUCAUGCCUACCAGGUGACCCCGCAAUGGAAAGCAUAUGAUGAUAUUUUCAGAGGAAGAACUAAUGCUGCAGAGAUCCCGCUGGUCCUGUAUCUCUUUGCCCUGAUUUCCGUCACCUGGCUGUGGGGAGGACUGCACAUGGCUUACAGGCACCUCUGGAUGCUGGUCUUCUUUAUCAUCUUCAACAGCCUGCAGGGUCUUUAUGUCUUUGUGGUAUAUUUUAUCCUACACAAUCAACUUUGUUGUCCUGUGAAAGCAAGUUAUACUGUAGACAUGAAUGGACAUACAGCGGCUGGAUCUGCUUUUUUCACACAUGGCAGUGGUUUGCCGCCUGCAGGUGGAGAGAUCAGCAAGUCCACUCAGAACCUGAUCAGUGCUAUGGAAGAGGUGCCGGCAGACUGGGAGAGGGCAUCCUUGCAGCCUGCCAGUCAAGCUAGUGCUGCCUUUGCACAGAGUCCACAAAAUGACAAUGUUUUCCACCCUUCUGGAGGAUUUAGUAACAGCUCAUUGGUUGCUGAUGAGGAAUCACAGGAGUUUGAUGACCUAAUAUUUGCUUUAAAGACUGGUGCAGGUCUCAGUGUCAGUGAUAAUGAUUCUUGCCAUGGCAGCCAGGAUGGCAGCAGCAUGGCUAACUCCCAGAUUGUAGAGCUUAGAAGAAUACCCAUAGCGGACACUCAUCUCUAACUUCACUUUUUGCUUGCUUUUUUUUUUUUUAAUUCAAACUUCAGUAUUUUUAUAUUUGUACUUCCUUUUGCACUAAAACACUAUAUGAAGCUGUGUAGUAGAAUGCUGUGAGCUGUACUGAAUGUUUAACAAAGCAUGUUUGGUUUUUUGUAUAUCAGAGAAUAAACUGUAAAAUUUUACAGUGACUGAGCAUCAACAGAUACAAUGACAAUUGGCCUAGAUUUGUAUCUUCUAGCUAGAGGCACAUAUUUCAUGAACUGUAGCUUUUUUAAUUAACCUCUAUGUGUAACACUGUUUAAUAAAAAUAAUAGAGUCCA
Messenger RNA from Dromaius novaehollandiae (emu), 24136 nucleotides. RefSeq names its product adhesion G-protein coupled receptor V1. Gene Ontology annotation, molecular function: G protein-coupled receptor activity; adenylate cyclase inhibitor activity; G-protein alpha-subunit binding. NCBI's taxonomy places the organism in Eukaryota, Metazoa, Chordata, Aves, Casuariiformes, Dromaiidae. The record is from RefSeq and is a predicted model, not a curated record. Gene Ontology annotation, biological process: sensory perception of sound; G protein-coupled receptor signaling pathway; cellular response to calcium ion. Gene Ontology annotation, cellular component: stereocilium; cytoplasm; membrane. The transcript has 93 exons. Bases 5145 to 23819 code for a protein of 6224 amino acids.